ACAGCUUUGGCACGUGCUCCGAGGAGGAGGGAGUGCACCGAGCAAGCGCACACAGGCGGCUGGCACGCGGACAGAUGUCGCCUGGCUACCCACCCUUCCUUGGCUCCCGCUCUAGUUGGAAUGAUUGACAAGAAGACAUUCACCCAGCCAAUCACAGGGGAAGGAGACAAAUUAACAUAAAGCAGCCUGCUGCCUCUGGUUUCUUUGCGUGCUGCUGCGAACCGCCUCGCGUGCCGAAACAGCUGUGCGCAGAUUAGAACGUGCUGGUUGAAACGAUUGAAGUUAGAAGUUAAGAUUGCAAAACGAAUAUACCGUAUGCAAAUAAGCAUCUCCAGCCCGACUGCGCUCGCCGCUUUGUUGUUUGUCCCUCCAGGGCUGAUUGAGCAGCGCGUGACUGACAGCCCGCGGGGGUGUUGUCCAAUCAGCAGUCUGCCCCGCGCCCAAUGGGAAAUAAUAUAGUGACGAUGCCAGCAGACACCAUGGAGAAACCUACGGCAUCCCCAAUAGCAGGUGCCCCUGCUUGUGGAACUCACACUCCAGACAAACCAAAAAACGCCAGUGAGCACAGAAAGUCUUCCAAACCCAUCAUGGAAAAACGUCGGCGAGCGAGGAUAAACGAAAGUCUUGGUCAACUCAAAACGCUUAUCCUAGAUGCACUUAAGAAAGACAGUUCCAGACACUCGAAAUUGGAGAAAGCUGAUAUUUUGGAGAUGACAGUGAAACACUUGCGGAAUUUGCAGCGUAUACAGAUGACUGCGCUGACAGCCGACACAGCGGUGCUCAGUAAAUACCGGGCAGGAUACAACGAGUGCAUGAACGAGGUGACCCGCUUCUUGACCAGUUGUGAAGGGGUGAACACAGAGGUCAGGUCCCGCCUUCUUACGCACCUGUCAGGCUGCUUGGGCCAGACGAUCGCCAUGAACUACCCACAGCCAUGCCCGGCGCAACAGGCUCAGCUCGCGCAGCCCCUUCACGUGCAGCUACCUCCGACGUUGCCCAUCAACGGCGUCCCUAUGCCUGGCAAACUGAGUCCCGCCGAGGCGGUGUCGCCGAAGGUCUACGGGGGGUUCCAGCUUGUGCCGGCCACAGACGGACAGUUCGCCUUCCUCAUCCCCAACCCGGCCUUCGCUUCUGCUACCACCCCCGUUAUACCCCUCUACGCGAACGCGAGUGUGCCGGUAACCGUCAACGCCAGCCCGGUCCAUGCCAACUCGGCGCCUGCAAUGACCUCGCCAGUCCAGGGCAUGACUUCGUUUGCCGGCGUUUCCCGGACCGUCAGCCCAAUGAGCGUAAACGUUGGUUCGGAGAGCAGCGAGUCGGUCUGGCGACCUUGGUAAACUAACCAGAGGGAAGUUUACAGACUUGACAAAACACUUAACUUUUUCAUUAAAAUGGAAAAAUAACUGAAACGUUCCGUUUUAAGGAACAGCGUUUCUCCUCUGGUGGAAUAGACCUAUGUUAAAAGUUUUUGUUUUAAUUUAUUGGCUAAUUCCAAAAUUUGGGAUCUUAGUGAUGAAUAUGGUAUUCAUUCUUUUUGGAAAAUAAAAAAAUGUUUAUACUGAAGUUCUUUUUUUCUGAAAAGAUUUAGUUCCUUUUUACAAACAUGUCAAUGAUUGUUCCAUGCCAAAGCUGUUUUACAUUGUUAGUUUUACAUACUGUCUCCCAAGUGGGGAGUUUUGGAAUUAAUAAAUCAAAGAUAUAAAAUACAA
Anguilla anguilla (European eel) is the source of this 1709-nucleotide messenger RNA. RefSeq names its product hairy-related 9 (gene hes4). NCBI's taxonomy places the organism in Eukaryota, Metazoa, Chordata, Actinopteri, Anguilliformes, Anguillidae. The transcript has 6 exons. The record is from RefSeq and is a predicted model, not a curated record. Gene Ontology annotation, cellular component: nucleus. Gene Ontology annotation, biological process: regulation of transcription by RNA polymerase II; anterior/posterior pattern specification; regulation of neurogenesis. Gene Ontology annotation, molecular function: RNA polymerase II cis-regulatory region sequence-specific DNA binding; DNA-binding transcription factor activity, RNA polymerase II-specific; protein dimerization activity. The coding region runs from base 444 to 1337 and encodes 297 amino acids.